CUCUCCCCCCUGCCCCCUUCAUUUCCGCAAGUCCACCUCCUUACCCGCCCAUUUAUCCGGAUCACCCAGCUGAGAAAGAAAACAAUGCUAUAUAUUGGCUAUGGCCAAUGGACCACACCUCCCAAUUUCCUAAGAAGCCAAAGCUUUCAUACCUCUCCCACAUGGCCCAAGCCCAUCUUUUCGGCCCAUCUUCUGACUUCCCCACCCCACCGGCCCACCCCCCGCACUUCAUAAGUCAUCACCUCUCCGCAUACUCUCUCUCUCUCUCCAAAUUCCCAUAUUUGCUUUCUUUCAAUGUCUUUCUGAGAGAAUUCGUAAGUUACUCGGAACCUUCUCGUCGAGAGGGACCGACCCCUGCAGCCGAAAACAUGCAACCAUGGGUCGACGACCUCGCCGACGAUCUCCUGAGCAUGAGCUUCAACUCCACUACUACCGCGACAGAUAUCAACUGCAGUACCAGCUCCGGCUCCGAGACAACCUGGACUGCGUCCAGUUUCGGAUCCAUCUCCACUAAACCACACGCCUCCUCUGGAGACCCCUGCUGGGAUGGGAUUCAGCGCGUUAGAUCGGAAUCCCCUAAUGGUGGACUCGGACUCCAUGACUUGAGAUUCGUCCAGAGACUCGGUAGCGGUGAUAUCGGGAGUGUCUACCUUGUGGAACUAAAAGGCGCCCCGGGGUGUACCUUUGCUGCCAAAGUGAUGGAUAAGAAGGAACUCGCGGCUCGGAACAAAGAAGGUAGAGCGCGGACUGAGAAGGAAAUAUUGGAMAUGCUGGAUCAUCCGUUUCUACCCACGCUUUACGCGAGCUUGGACUCCGCGAAGUGGCCGUGUUUGUUGACCGACUUCUGUCCCGGCGGUGACUUACACGUUCUCCGGCAACGACAGCCUGGGAAGUGGUUCGACGAACAAGCCGUCAGGUUCUACGCAUCCGAGGUGGUAGUCGCUCUGGAGUACGUUCACAUGAUGGGUAUCGUCUACAGAGAUCUCAAGCCCGAAAAUGUGCUUGUGAAAUCGGACGGACACAUCAUGCUGACCGAUUUUGACCUCUCGUUAAAAUGCGAUAAUUCGACAUCAACGGCUCAGAUCGUCUCCGAUCAGAACCCACCGGCCCCAGCCCCGUCUGGUGACUACCCGGCUGACCAACCUCCAUUUAUCUCUGCUUCAUGCAUCCUUCCCAGCUGCAUCGUUCCGGCAGUGUCGUGCUUCCAACCGAAACGCAAGCGCAAGAAGAAACCCGGGCACCGAGGCGGCCCGGAAGUGGUCGCUGAACCGGUCGACCUCAGAUCGAUGUCUUUCGUUGGCACCCACGAGUACCUGGCACCGGAAAUUGUAUCGGGUGAAGGCCAUGGAAGCGCAGUGGAUUGGUGGACACUCGGUAUAUUCAUAUACGAAUUAUUAUACGGGGUGACGCCCUUUAAGGGCAUGGACAAUGAGCUAACCCUAGCCAACAUCGUAGCUCGGGCACUUGAGUUCCCGAAGGAACCGGCUAUCUCGGCGUCGGCGAAGGAUUUGAUCACGCAACUGGUAGUUAAGGAUCCGGCGAGGCGACUAGGGUCGAUGAUGGGCGCGACGGCGAUCAAGCACCACCCGUUCUUCCAAGGUGUGAAUUGGGCACUUUUGAGGUGCACAACACCACCCCACAUCCCGCCACCGUUUAUCAGCCGGCCGGAUAUCUCGGACGACAGUUGCCCUGACACCCCGGUGGAAUACUACUAGAACGAGGACAUUUGCAAUGUUACGUGGAGACAUACUUGAAUUCACACCGGCACCAAAUCAGGUAGAUAUUGUCGUGGCCGCCCAGUCUAUCAACCACAAAACAAGCUGUGGGCCAUAGGCAUGCUUUGGGUUGGGCUGGGCCCUGGGCCCUGGUUUAAAUACGGCACGAUGGUGGCUUUUUUGCCACCCAAAGUAGUAUUUUCCCAAUGCAAAGAUAUUGUUGUAACUUGUAAGUCAAUUAUUUUGUCGACUGUCGAUGCUGGACUACCGGCAGACAUGUACAUUUAAAAAACUAAAGAAUACUGUUGGCACGUAUAGCGUCACUUGGCGGGACCGGGGUGGGGGGUCGUUACUGGUUUACCAAUUGCUAAGUGCAACUAUGAAAGUGCUUAAUUGGUUACAAUUUUGCGUUUGCUUGCACCAAGCGUGCCACA
This is a messenger RNA of Nelumbo nucifera (sacred lotus), 2149 nucleotides long. RefSeq names its product serine/threonine-protein kinase D6PK-like. Gene Ontology annotation, biological process: protein phosphorylation. Gene Ontology annotation, molecular function: ATP binding; protein kinase activity. The record is from RefSeq and is a predicted model, not a curated record. NCBI's taxonomy places the organism in Eukaryota, Viridiplantae, Streptophyta, Magnoliopsida, Proteales, Nelumbonaceae.